Molecule: messenger RNA, 3834 nt
Organism: Propithecus coquereli (Coquerel's sifaka)
Lineage: Eukaryota; Metazoa; Chordata; Mammalia; Primates; Indriidae
Gene: TMEM108
Product: transmembrane protein 108
Exons: 6
Coding region: 311-2035 (574 amino acids)
Biological process (GO): postsynaptic density organization; dendrite extension; retrograde axonal transport
Cellular component (GO): axon; endosome membrane; postsynaptic density
Source: RefSeq, a predicted model, not a curated record
GACGGACAGGGCCGGGGCGGGCCAGAGCCGGGUCGGAGGGGCGCGCGCGGGGGCCGGAGGGGCGAAGGCGCGAGAGCGCGUGCGCGAGCGCGAGCGGCGGGGCUUUCUCCGUAGCCGUCGGAGGGAGCCGGAGCGCUUCUCCGGAGUUGCUGAUCGAUUGGUGGUGGGUCCAACAUGCAAGUGAGCGAGCGGUGAAAAGCAGCAGAGCCGAUGGGUCGUGAGGAUGUGAGUGGGUUUGAAGGCUUCCACACCCUCUACUCCAGGACAGAAUCAUGAAUAAACUGGAGGAUAAGCAGGACCAGAUGAUACCAUGAAGAGAAGUUUACAGGCCCUCUAUUGCCAACUGUUAAGCUUCCUCCUGAUCUUGGCACUGACCGAAGCUCUGGCAUUUGCCAUCCAGGAACCAUCUCCCAGGGAAUCUCUUCAGGUCCUCUCCUCAGGCACUCCCCCAGGCACCAUGGCGACAGCACCCCACAGCUCCACCAGACACUCCUCCGUGGUGACACUGACCCCCUAUCCCGAUGGACCCUCCACACAGGCCACAGCUCCCAUGGCAACAAUGACAUCCCGUCCAGAUGGGCACCCUCCUACAGACUCCAUCUCCACCAUUGUGGCAACAGCAACCACCCUCCGUUCUGAAAGCCCCCUGCCCACGGGGCCCCCUCCAGCUGCCAUGACAACCACAUCCUCCCACUCAGAGGGCCGCCCCCCGGGAGAGGCUGCCCCCACCAUCCUGCUGACAAAACCAUCGGGAGCCACCAGCCGCCCCACCACAGCAGCCCCCAGGGCUGCCACGCGCAGGCCCCCCAGACCCCCAGGCUCUUCCCGAAAGGGGGCUGGGAGUUCAGCGCGCCUUGUCCCACCUGCCCCUGGUGGCCACUCUGGGAGGAAGGAAGGCCAGCGGGGACGAAAUCAGAGCUCCACGCAUCUGGGGCAGAAGCGGCCCCUGGGAAAAAUCUUUCAGAUCUACAAGGGCAACUUCACAGGGUCCAUGGAGCCAGAGCCCACUGCUCUCACCCCCAGGACCCCGCUCCGGGGCUACUCCUCUCCACCACAGCCCCGGACAGUGAUCGCAACCACGGCACCCAACAGUACCUCGUGGGCACCACCCACCACCCCUCUGGUGCCUGCAGAGGACAAGCCAGGCCUUCACAAAGCAGCCCCAGGGGGUGGUUCCACUGUCACCAGCCGAGGAGGGGAGCUGGACACCACAGCAGCCUCAGGUGCCCCUGCCAGUCCACGACCUGACCCAGUGCCUUCUCAGCGCCCCCGCGACAAGCCGCAGGGCAGCCCCAGCCACAGUGACUCCUGGCUUACUGUCACCCCGAGCACGAGCAGCCCUCUGUCUGCCAGUGCUGGGGUCUUCACAGCUGCCACGGGGCCCACCCAGGCUACCUUCGAUGCCAGCGUCUCAGCCCCUUCCCAGGGGAUUCCUCAGGGAGCAUCCACGACCCCGUGGGCUCCAGCCCACCCCCCCGGGGUCUCAGAAAGCACUGUUUCUCGAGCCAGGGAGGAGGCUGCGGCCACCCUCCCCAUGACCGACAGGGUGCCCAGUCCUCUCUCCACAGUGGUGUCCACGGCCACAGGAAACUUCCUCAACCGCCUGGUCCCCGCCGGAACCUGGAAGCCUGGAACAGCAGGGAACAUCUCCCAUGUGGCCGAAGAGGACAAACCCCAGCACAGGGCCACCAUCUGCCUGAGCAAGAUGGACAUCGCCUGGGUGAUCCUGGCCAUCAGCGUGCCCAUCUCCUCCUGCUCUGUCUUGCUGACAGUGUGCUGCUUGAGGAGGAAGAAGAAGACAGCCAACCCAGAAAACAACCUGAGCUACUGGAACAACGCCAUCACUAUGGACUACUUCAACAGGCACGCCGUGGAGCUACCCAGGGAGAUCCAGUCCCUCGAGACCUCUGAGGACCAGCUCUCAGAGCCCCGCUCCCCAGCCAACGGCGACUACAGAGACACUGGGAUGGUCCUCGUCAACCCCUUCUGUCAAGAAACACUGUUUGUGGGAAAUGACCAAGUAUCCGAGAUCUAACUGCAGCAGCCUUCGCUUUGCCAUUCCCUAUUUUUCGUCUCUAAAUUAUAAAUAUACAAAUAUAUAUAUUAUAAAUAUAACCUUUGUGUAACCCUGACUUAAUGAGAAACAUUUUCAGCUUUUUUUUCCUAAAAAUUGUCAACAUCUUUUUUAUAAGUGUGGUUUAAAAAAAAAAAAACUUUACAGAAUGAUCCGUGGCUUUAUAAAAUAAAGGUAUUUCUAAGCAAAGCAGUUGCACUGAUUGCUUUGAUUGCUUCUCUUAAUAAGUGUUCUUAAACACUUGGAGAUCCCGGGAGCCCCAGACAGGUGAGGUAAGAGACUGACCUCCUGUAGAAGCUGAACGUUAGAAUGGUCAAGCGCACAGUCCUCUGAGCGAUUCUUAAAGCUCUAGCUCCUCCUGAUUCAGUGUGACCCGUUCCCUCCCUUCCCGUAUGCACACCUGUGAAGGCAGCUGGGCCACCCAGGGGGAAGACAGCAGACUCUUGUGCAGAGCAGGAAGAGGGGACGUGUCAUCACCCAGAGGAUGAGUGCCCUGGAACCUCACAAUGGCACCAUCAGAUGUCAAGUUUAAUUCCAUCCCAACUGUGGACGGUGGGCAGGAGCAUGCAGCCCUCGGGAAGCCACAGAGAACAUCCGGGCAUCCUGAGGCCACGUCCCCUACCAUCACACACAGGGCGCUUCCACCGUGCUAACAACGGGACUGCCUUCUCUGGCAGAAAAGUGCUCCCUUCAAGCCCAUUCCUGCGUCCCCUCCAACACCCACAUCUGCAUGAAACACCCAGGCCUUUCUCUCAGGGAGGGUUUAGCUGCAGAUCCCAGCCCUGAGGCUUUAGAGUGCUUGCCCUUCUUCAAGGAUCAAAUGUUUAUUGGGGUUUAGCUUUGUUUUCUCAAAAUGCCAUAGUAUUGUGCCCCUGAGGAACAUAUUUUUCUAAGAAGCCUUGAGGUGUGGAGCUGUAAUUUCUGAAAACUUCCUCCUGCAAUCAUAAAAACAAAAAACAAGAUUGCCCAAGCAAUAGCGUGGGAGAAGACAUCAUUGUACCCCUACUCAGCGUUGCAGACCUGCUUGCAGCACCGGCUGAUGGACCUGCCACCGGCUCUCAUCGUCCCUUGCCUCCCCCCAGUGCUCCCCCGGCCCACGCUGUGUCCAGCACAGCCAACAGGGGUCAGACCCUCAGAGACACCAGAGGGGCUUCCAGAGACUGCUGCUUCUCUAUUUUUUUCCUAAUAGACAGGAAGAGAUGAUAACUGCUUUGAUGCUUCCUUUCUCUAAAAGAAAAUAGUUUGAUAGUAUAUUUUGAAUAUAGAUGUUCUUAUAGUCAGAUUGGAAAUUGAACUUGAAUGUUGAUUCAUAUGUUUGUGUUGUUGCUGUGGUCUUUUUAUCAUGACUUUUUCCUUCCUGCAUUUUCCUUUUAAAAAAAAAAAAAUGGCCUUCAAAAAUGUGUGUUCUCAAUGUUGUAUGAACCUAUUUAACAUGAGUUUGGUUGUUGUCUCUCUUCAAAGACUCUUCAACCCACAAAGAAGCAGGUUAAAUGUUUCUCUGAGAUUCGUUUUCUAACAUGUUUCUGUCUGAUCUUUUAAACCUUAUCAUAAUAUUUCUGUUAGCUAUUGUAUUUAAUAUAUCAAUGUGUGUGAGUAUAUAUAGAGAGAAAUCUGUUUGUAAAGUAAAAUUUAUAUAUAAUAUAUGUAAUCAAAGAUGCAUAUGUUAUAUAUACAUAUGUGGAUGUACGACUUAUUUUUCCUUAUCCACAGAAUUCAGCUACCAUGUAUAUAUAAAUAAACUUAUUUUAUUAGCCAGAGGA